AUGCAGGAAGCAGCAAGCAAGUGUGUAGUCUGGCCUGAUGUAAGCAAGGAGACGUUUGGCCGAUUUGCCAUGUUUCUGUACACGGGUGACUACAACGGCGUCGAGAAAUUGCCUAGUUUGACCGAAAAAUCAAAGGAUGGGAUGUGUUCAACAACCAGGAAUGCAAAGGACCGUGGCACUACCACUACAAGUCAGACCGGUCGAUUCAUGACUGAAUGCCCGGAUCCGCUCUGCAGCCACGACGACGUGGCCUGGCCGGACAACCGAACCUUGAACAUCCUAAUGGUCCAUGCCCACAUGUAUGUUCUGGCCGACUAUCAUCACAUCGAAAGUCUAAAGGCCGCUGCCCUGAGAAAGCUACACCGACUUCUUGUAUGGUACACGGUCACAGAAGACAGCCUGGAGCAGAUAGUCUGUCUCGUGCAGUUCACCUACGAAAAUACGUUGCCAUGCAAACGAGACUCGCUGCGCAGCAUGGUGAGUGAGUAUUGUGCAUCUGCUCUCAUUCGUUUCCGGGUCGUGCCCGAGGUGGAGUCGCUGAUGCGAAGGCUACCCGAUUUUGCUGCCGACAUGUUCCAGAAACUCAAACUGCACUGA
This is a messenger RNA of Sporothrix brasiliensis 5110, 597 nucleotides long. RefSeq lists its product as uncharacterized. Bases 1 to 597 code for a protein of 198 amino acids. The transcript has a single exon. NCBI's taxonomy places the organism in Eukaryota, Fungi, Ascomycota, Sordariomycetes, Ophiostomatales, Ophiostomataceae. The record is from RefSeq and is a predicted model, not a curated record.